This is a messenger RNA of Sciurus carolinensis (gray squirrel), 4903 nucleotides long. RefSeq names its product small nuclear RNA activating complex polypeptide 4 (gene Snapc4). The transcript is spliced from 25 exons. The record is from RefSeq and is a predicted model, not a curated record. Bases 360 to 4685 code for a protein of 1441 amino acids. NCBI's taxonomy places the organism in Eukaryota, Metazoa, Chordata, Mammalia, Rodentia, Sciuridae.
CCCAUCCGACAGGCCAAGCGGGUGGUUCCUGAGCCAAGGAACGCUGGCUUGGGACAGGCCCUCCAGGCUGGGCACCUGAAGCCCACGAAGGUGUGCUCACGAAAACAGGGGACUCCGGCCGCGGGAGCCCCUCGCGGCAGUGCUGCGGCCGCCGGCCGAACCCAGGGCGACGCCCGCAGCGAGCUCAGUGCCGCAUUACGCACUUCCGCCCUUCAGCCCUUCCGCAGCGGCGGUGCGCGGUGCUCCGCGCCGUCGGGGCGGGACUUCCGGCGCGCGGCGCUCCACUUCCGCGCCCGCCGGAAGCGUGGGAUCUGCAGUCGCCUGGGCGACAGUGCGGGUCCUGAGGACUGGCAGAAGUCAUGGAUGUAGACGCUGAAAGAGAGAAAAUAACAAAGGAGAUAAAGAAGCUGGAAAGAAUUUUGGAUCCCAGUUCCUCUAGCAUCCAUGUGGAGGUUUCAGAAUCAAGUCUUGAUUCGGAUUCUGAUGCAGAUUCGCUGCCCAGCGAGGACUUGGAUGCUGCUGUGCCCCCGAUCUUGGAAGAAGAAAGGUGGGGUGAGGCCAGCAAUGACGAGGAGGACCCCAAGGAUAAAGCCCUCCCUGAAGACCCCGAGACCUGUCUGCAACUGAACAUGGUCUACCAGGAAGUCAUCCAAGAGAAGCUGGCAGAGGUCAGCCUGCUGUUGGCCCAGAACAGGGAACAACAGGAGGAGAUCCUAUGGGAUCUGGCUGGGUCCAGAGGCCCCAGGGUGAAGGAUGGCAAGAGCCUGCCCCCAAACAUGUACAUUGGGCACUUCAUGAAGCCAUACUUCAAAGACAGGGUCACUGGAGUGGGGCCUCCUGCCAAUGAAGAGACGCGAGAGAAGGCUGCCCAGGGAAUCAAGGCUUUCGAGGAGCUCCUGGUGACCAAGUGGAAACACUGGGAGAAAGCUUUGCUCAGAAAGUCAGUGGUGAGUGACCGCCUGCAGCGCCUGCUUCAGCCCAAGUUACUCAAGCUCGAGUACUUGCACCAGAAGCAGAGCCGGGUCUCCAGUGAGUCGGAGCGGCAGGCCCUGGAGAAGCAGGUCAGGGAGACGGAGAAGGAGAUCCAGGACAUCAACCAGCUUCCAGAGGAGGCCUUGUUGGGAAACAGGCUGGACAACCAUGACUGGGAGAAGAUUUCCAAUGUCCACUUUGAAGGAGGCCGUAGCGCAGAGGAGAUCCAGAAGUUUUGGCAGAGCUCUGAGCAUCCAAGCAUCAACAAGCAGGAGUGGAGUGUGGAGGAGGUGGAGCGGCUGAGGGCCAUUGCGGCCACACGUGGCCACCUGGAGUGGCACUUGGUCGCAGAGGAGCUGGGGACCAGCCGCAGUGCCUUCCAGUGCUUGCAGAAAUUCCAGCAGCACAACAAAGCCCUGAAGCGCAAGGAGUGGACAGAGGAGGAGGACCGAAUGCUCACCCAGCUGGUCCAGGAGAUGCGCGUGGGGAGUCACAUCCCCUAUCGCAGAAUUGUCUACUACAUGGAGGGCAGAGACUCCAUGCAGCUGAUCUACCGGUGGACCAAGAGCUUGGAUCCCAACCUGAAAAAGGGGUUCUGGGCCCCAGAGGAAGAUGCUAAAUUGCUUCAAGCUGUUGCCAAGUAUGGGGAGCAGGAUUGGUUUAAGAUCCGAGAAGAGGUGCCUGGUAGGAGCGACGCCCAGUGCAGAGAUCGAUAUCUCAGAAGAUUACAUUUCAGCUUGAAAAAGGGGCGAUGGAAUGCAAAAGAGGAGGAGCAGUUAAUGGAAUUAAUAGAGAAACACGGCGUUGGUCACUGGGCAAAGAUAGCUGCCGAACUGCCCCACCGCUCGGGUGCCCAGUGUCUGAGCAAGUGGAAGGUCAUGGCGGGGAAGAAGAGUCUCCAAAGGAGGCGACGGAGGCCCUGUCGCAGAGUCCGCUGGAGCUCUGGCAGCAGCAGCAGCAGCGGCAGCUAUAGCAGUGGGGGCAGCAGCAGCAGCAGCAGUGAGGAUCCAGAGACAGAGCUGGAAGAAACCCAGAAGGGCCACAGAGUGCUGCUGCCCCCACAAUACAUGGUGCCAGACAUGGACCUCUGGGUCCCUGCCAGGCAGAACACCAACCAGCUGUGGAGUGGAGGGGCCAGGGGCUGCUCAGGACACCCUGCUGCUUUCCCUGGCCCUUCCAAGGAGUCUGAUGCCACCCAAGGUGACAACAGGGCAAUGUCCACCCUAGCCUUGGCUCCUCGAGAGUUGAGCCAGAGAGAGGCCCCCUCCAGGACCCACAGUACCAUCCUGAGAGGUGCCCAGGACCCACAUUCGGCAGAUACUCACCCAGCAAACCUGGAGGAGCUGGCCUUUAAGGGUGGACAGCAUCUGCUGAAGGUACCCCUAGCGACGGUGCAGAGGGUACUGAGGACCAACACAGCCGUCCAUGACCGUGCACUGAAGGAGAGGCUGAGGCAGCCAGCCCCACCUGACGCACCCCCAGGGCCUGGCCCUGGUGACAGCAUGGCUGGGCCUUACCUAUGGCAGCUGAGGCAUGGAACCUUCCAGAAUGGACAGCAGCGCCGGAAAUACACUCUGCACCGGAGGCUCCUCGAGCGCAGGCUUCUGUUUGCUGUUACACCCUGGGUGGGUGACAUCACCCUCCCCUCCACACAGGCCCCCUCCACGCCUGCAGCAGUGCUCACUAGAGCCGACGGCAUCAGGAUGCAGUUAGAGCACGCCCGGCUGGCCAGCACCCCAGUGUUCACGCUGCUGAUUCAGCUGUUGCAGAUCGACACUGCUGGCUGCAUGGAUGUCGUUCGAGAGAGGAAGGCCCAGACACCCACACCACUCCGACCUGGCACCCGGGGCCUGCCAGCUUGCCUUCCACAGGCUCCCUCCUGUGCCCAGAGCACCCCAGGAUGCCUCUUCCCAAAUAUGCCGACUUGGAAUGCUACAAAGAGUGCUAGUCACAAAGGGAGCACAGGACUGGAGUCCCGCCAGGCUACUUUCACCUCAUCCCAAGUGCCUGCACCAGUCCCACGCGGCCCCCGCCCCAAGCCUAAGACUGUAUCAGAGCUGCUUCGGGAGAAGCGGCUUCGGGAGGCACGUGUGAGGAAGGCCACCCAGGGCCCCCCUCUGCCUCCCCAGCUGCUGGUCUCACCUGUGAUUCUUCGACCCCCUAUCCUGCCAGCCCCUCGGCCUCAGGGUCCCCUAGCCACAGGUCCUGUGUCCAGCACAGAUUGCUCUGGGCCUGGGGCCUCCAUGGCAGCCAGUGCAUGCCCUUCUGGCUCCUGGCAGGAGACUGGGGUUUCAGCCAAGGACAAGGGACUCCCUACCCUCCAAGCCCUGCCUCUCAGUCCUGCCCCAAGCCCUGGCCCGGUCCCUGUGGUCUGCCCUCUGAGCAGUCUGGGACAGUCUCAGGCCCCUACCACGUCCCGGAAGCAGGGCCUGCCUGAGGCUCCGCCCUUUUUCCCUGCAGCCCCCAGCCCCACUCAGCUCCCCAUUCAGCCCCUCAACCUGACACCUGCUCUGGGCACACACACAAGUGGGCCCCCACUGGCAGCCAGCAUCCCCUUGCCUGUCACCUGGGUGCUCACGGCCCAGGGGCUGCUCCCCGUGCCCGUGCCAGCAGUGGUGGGCCUCCCUGGGCCAGUGAAGACCCCUGGUUCCACGGGGCUCCCAGCAGAGCUGCCACCGCCCCCGACGGAGUCUGCAGCUUGCUCUUCGCAGCUCCACGCCAGUGCGGAUACAGAGCCAGUUCCUUCUAACAAGACUGACCCCUCAGCUUCCCCAACGUGCCCCCCAUCCCAGAGUGCUGUAGAAGUAGGUAGUCAUGUUCCUGGUGCCCCUGUAGAGGCCCAGGUGGUCAGGGAGGCCUCAGUGCCAAGGACACAUUCCCAGACCAAUGACCCUGAAGCAGAGCCCCCCUGGCACAGCCAGCUCCCUGCCUCUGUCGGCACUGGUCCCACAAAUGAUUCAGGAGGGACACGGGAGACUGGGGAACCUCUGGGUCUAGAGAAGCCACAAUUGCCUGGGCCUGAGAAGGGGGCCUUGGAGCUGGGCCUGCUCUCCCAGGAGAGUGAAGCGGCCAUACGACAGUGGCUGAGAGGACAGGAAGGGGUUCGUGUGCCCCCACUGGGGAACAGGCUGCCCUACCAGCCCCCCACCCUGUCCAGCCUGCGAGCACUGUCCAACCUCCUGGUCCACAAGAAGGCCUUGGAGCACAAGGCUGCCUCCCUAGUAGCCAGUGGGGCAGCUGGGGCCCUGCAGGCUUCACUGGAGCUGGUGCGAAGGCAGCUGCAGGACAACCCAGCCUACCUCUUGCUGAAGGCACGGUUCCUGGCUGCCUUCACCCUGCCCGCCCUCCUGGCCACCCUGGCCCCCCACGGCAUCCGCACCACCCUGUCCAUGGCCACAAGGGCCACUCUCUCUCAGAGUGAGGAGGAGGAGGACCUGAGUGAGCGGGAGCUCCAGGACAGCGACAGCUGGUUAGGCUGCGAGUCUAGUGGAACACAGGCGUGUCCGGCGGGCACAGUCCCCAUCCAGGGAGCCCUGGAUUCUGGCGAGGGCUCUGUCCCCUCCCACUUGGAUACCUCUGAUGACCUCGAUGUGCUCAGGACUCGGCGUGCCCGGCACACCCGGAAGCAGAGACCUCUGCGUGAGCAGCAGGACAAGGACGCAGGGCCCAUGCUUGCCCCAAGAAUCCACCACCCACCCUGCAGGAGAAAAUAGCCAGGAGAGCUGUGGCCUGUAGACUGACCUCUGCCUGCGCUGAGCAGGAAGAAGCUCUGCAGAGUGGCCUCAUCCCAGGCUUGGCUGGCCACUACGAAUCCCAGAGUUUGAAGGAAUAAACCACCAACAUCAUCUCCCAGAUACCCUGGCGCCCAGGAUCCUAGCGUGCCCACAGCCAGGGCAGCACACAGCUGGCAAGUGGCUCCUGCAGGACAGAG